ACACCUGCACCCAAUAUCGUUCACCAUGUCUCCUGCAUCGGUAUCGCCUUUCACCAAAGCACACACUUCAUAUGUCAAGUCUCUCUAUAGGAGAUACCUUAACAAUGAAUUAAACUGGGUCGUUCGACGGGAUCUCUGGCGACCAAGGGCACUUGCCAUCAGGGCAGAGUUCGAGAGAAACCGCAAUGUCCAUGAUCCUCGUGCGCUUGCAGCCAUUUUGGAGAAAGCUGAAGCAGACCUUGCUGAGAGGCAGCAUCCCGACCCUUACCGACCUGCCGAGGCUCCCGAUGGCACAAAAUGGGAGCGCAAUCUUCCGCCACCGAUUGGACCUUACUUCGACCACGAGGCGUACAUCGCGGCUCACUGAGUUUCACCUCCAUGUCACGUACCAAUCGCGCUUCCCACAAAUUCUACCACAGCCUUUUAUAUUCCAAUCCAAAUGCAUUGCAUGAAAUAUUGUGGACAACGU
Somion occarium is the source of this 469-nucleotide messenger RNA. Lineage: Eukaryota; Fungi; Basidiomycota; Agaricomycetes; Polyporales; Cerrenaceae. The record is from the annotation of a GenBank genome assembly.